UUUAAUUAACAUAAGAAGAAACCUUAACCAAAUCAGGCUCGAGAAAAACUCUCUCUCGUAUCUAUGGAGUUUGGAUUUCAGGGUUUUUGAAUCGGUUUUGAUUUCGGUUUUUGAUUGGGCUUUUGAUGAGGGUGGAUCUUGUCUCGAGAUUUUAUCUGGUUGAUUUGGUUUUUUGGGGUUUUGAUCUUGCGGAUCUGCGAUGGGGAUCUCAGAUAUUUGGAUACAGUAUAAGGGAUUUUCUUCGAUUUUCUCUGGUUUCAUGGGGAGUGAUACAGGCGAUUAAUUCAAGCUCUCAUGGGUUUCGUGUUCGCGAGGAUCUCGGUAUCAUUGGAUUCAUUUGGUGGGAGUGGGUGUUAUUUCAGGGAAUCAGGGGUUCUUUUUUACGGGUUCAUUUGGAGUUUUUUUCUGCUGAAUGUGUCUCGUAAGGGGCAAUAACUCGGGGUCGUGAUUUUGGGGAUCUCAAAGGCGGUUCUCAAGGGAUGGGGAUUUUUUCCAGCGUUGCGGAACUGGAUUUCUGGGUUGAGGAGAUUUGGUCCUUGGACUAUAAACACUACCCAUGCUAGAGAUGUCACAAAGUGGUCUGAUGCUUUAGGGUUUGACAGGGAGCUCUUCGGGUUCUGGGAGCAAGCUGAAGAUCAAGGUCCCACAUUUUGAUAACAUAGCAUUGAUAGAGGGUUAUUCCAAAACGUUGAUUGGUCGGUGCAUGAAUCCGGUUAUGCAGGACAUGAAAGCUUUGCUUUUCAUGCUUCCCCGGCUAUGGAAGAUGGAGGAGAGAGUGGUUGGGGCUGAUCUCGGUUUGGGGCGCUUUCAGUUUGAUUUUGAUCAAGAGGAGGACAUUCAGGAGGUUUUGAAGAUGGAACCAUACCACUUCGAUCAUUGGAUGCUUUCAUUGGUCCGAUGGGAGCCGGUGGUGGAUCCACGAUACCCUUGUCUCAUUAAAUUCUGGGUUCAUAUAAUGGGUGUCCCACUGCAUUUCUGGGCUGAUGAGAGUUUUCGUACUAUUGGAGCUGAUCUAGGAGAGGUCGAGGAAGUUGAUCUGGAUAAUGGUCGGGUGAAGAUUUUGUUGAAUGGUUUCAAACCUUUGGUUUUUGAAGCCUCUGUUGAGUUUCACAGUGGUGAGGAGACAACCAUCUCUAUGCGAUAUGAGCGUCUGUAUGGGUAUUGCCGGCGUUGUCACAGCUUAUGCCAUGAUUUAAGCCGUUGCCCACUAUUUGGUGAUAAGGGGAAGCAGCGACUUGACAAUGGUUUUGAUUUAACAAAAGACGAUAAGCUCCAGAGUUAUAAGGGUGCAACGGUGAAUGGUGGGGUUCAUGCUACUGGUUCAGGACUAAAUGGUGCUGGUUCAGGGGCGUCUGUUCAAGGUUCUGCCCAUGGGAGUGGCCGUGGUGUAGGGUAACAGGCUGGGCAUCAUCGGUCGAAUCAGGGUUUUGGUAGUAAGUGGAGGAAGAGUAAAAAGAAUUCUUCUGUGGAUGGGAGGUUUGUGCAGAAGGAUGCAACUGUUGCUCUUGCUCCUGCUACAACCUCUCAGGUUGUUGUUUCAGAGCCGAGUAUAACUCAACCUCCUUCUAGUAAUGUGGGAAUCAGUCUCUCUCCUUCUGAGCAGAAGCUGCUAGAUGUUUUCCUGGGUCCUCAAGGUGAGGUGGCUGUAGCUGUGGGUGAUCAAUCGGGCGAGUCCAAUAUGGUUACUGUGCGGGAAACUGAAAAAAGGGUGUGCAAGAAUUUGUUCCCCAGUGUUCCAGCUUCCAGUUCUAUGGAAUUGUCACAACAGGAGAUUCUCUUUUCUGAGGACCUCGGGAAUCUGUUGGGACAGGGGUUUCGACAAGGGAUGAAGGGGAGGAAGGGGUCUCCGUUAAUUAUGUAACGGAGGAAGGGGAGGACGAUGAGGGUACUGAGGAGGUGGUCAACUCUGAUCAAGUCUCUAAUGAGGAUGCUACUGGUAAUAAGGAUGAUGUCUCUGAAGUUACGGCACAGAGCAAAACAGUUGAAGGUUUGGUGCCUCCUGCACAGGCCAAAGUGGGGAAACAAAAGGGUUCUCUUCCAGGUGCUAGCACAAAAAAGAGGAACAUGGUUUCUUUGACUUCCCCGCGUAAGAGGAUUGUCACUAAAGGGGGUGGACUGAAUGGGAAAGUCGGUCCUCACCAAGGAGGAAAACCUCCACACCAUCCGGGUAAGUAAUGUGUAUCGCAAGUAGAGGGCAGCAUGGUGGUGAGCGAUCAUUGGUCUGGGCUCCUUGGUGGUUUUUGUUUUCUCUUUUUCGGUUUUGCUUGAAUAAGGCACCAAUGGUUGAUCCAUAUGGUUGUAAUCUCUUUAUGUUUUGGUUGUUAUUGCUGUUUUUGUCUUGUACUUUUCUGGAUUGUACCCGCUGUUCUUCCGGUAUUCAAGUAUUUAAUAAAACCUGUUGGCCCUUAUUUUGGUUUCA
Camelina sativa (false flax) is the source of this 2419-nucleotide messenger RNA. RefSeq lists its product as uncharacterized. Lineage: Eukaryota; Viridiplantae; Streptophyta; Magnoliopsida; Brassicales; Brassicaceae. The record is from RefSeq and is a predicted model, not a curated record.